UUGUUGAUAAAUUGCUAAAAGUUUGCUAAUUUCAUAGUAGGAAAAUAUUGGCAAGGUCUGUAUUUAUCGGUUGAAACUAUUUGCGUUCAAGUACUCCUAGAGGACGAUUAACAUGGGUAUACCAGUGGAAUUGUUGCUAAUUUUAGUGGUAAUUUGCUUUUUAAAUCGCAGAGGUCUAAGCGCAAACAUAUCAGAUAACUCUCUAAAUAAUAAUACCGAUGUCCUAAAUCCGGAGUUGAAUCAAUCGUCUCUUCCCACUGAAAAACCUUUGACAUCUACACACGCAGCACCGAUUUAUGGAAUUUUAUGGGAAAUUCCAGAACCUGAGCUAGAUUAUUGGGACUGGUUCGAACCGCCCCCAGAAAUCGAAGAAGAACCACCUGAAGUUCCUGGACAUUGGGAAGGGAAUGAGAUAAUGGAGCUGGAGCCCCAAGAAAUCGAUUUACUCAUUUAGCUGUAACUUUUAACCAAGUAUUAUUAUUUGAACUGCGGAUUUAACAAGCAACUCUAUGCUCAGCUGCAGCAGUUAAAUCCAAUUAUUUAGUUAGUUAUUUAAAAUCACUAAGAACAGUGGAGUUUGAUAGGGGCCAGGAGCCUUCACCUGCAACAGAAAAGUCCGACAAACAGUCUGGUUGAAACUUGCCAAGUUAAUUUACUGAAGAUAAUUAGGACAAACGAUUAUUAAUGUGAACAUAACUAAAGGUAGAUUUAAUUGAUAAUUUUGAUAAAUCUUUAUUGGAUGUCUCUGAAAUAUGUAAAAUCUAUUUCGAGAUCAGUUUAAAUUGUAUGUGAAUUAAUUAGCUUUCGCAGCUGUUCAGUUAAAUAUUGGCUGGCUGCAGA
Messenger RNA from Dendroctonus ponderosae (mountain pine beetle), 840 nucleotides. RefSeq lists its product as uncharacterized. The record is from RefSeq and is a predicted model, not a curated record. Lineage: Eukaryota; Metazoa; Arthropoda; Insecta; Coleoptera; Curculionidae. The transcript is spliced from 2 exons. The coding region runs from base 113 to 454 and encodes 113 amino acids.